Pseudovirgaria hyperparasitica is the source of this 888-nucleotide messenger RNA. RefSeq lists its product as uncharacterized. Bases 1 to 888 code for a protein of 295 amino acids. Lineage: Eukaryota; Fungi; Ascomycota; Dothideomycetes; Acrospermales; Acrospermaceae. The transcript has a single exon. Gene Ontology annotation, cellular component: membrane. The record is from RefSeq and is a predicted model, not a curated record. Gene Ontology annotation, molecular function: transferase activity, transferring alkyl or aryl (other than methyl) groups.
AUGGUACACAAACUACGAGACCUUGUCCAGAACUUUUGGCUCUUUACGAAAGACGAUGCAUGGACCUUCGUAGCCCCCAAUACCAUCUUCGGCCUCAGCAGUGCUCUCGCUGGCCGUGUAUUUUGCAAUCACAGUCAAUCUUGGCAGGAUACCCUCUUGCGCGCCCCACUUGUCGUUCUCUUCAACUGGGCCACACUACUCAUCUUCGAUCUCGCAAAUCAGCGUCUCCCCGAGUCUGUACGAGAGGAUGCACUCAACAAGCCGUGGCGACCGGUGCCUAGUGGUCGAAUGUCAAGUGAGGCUGUCCGAAUGACUAUGCUGGCUUGCAUACCCUUGGUUCUAAUCCUGGGGAACAUGCUCGGAGCAGGCCCACAGUGUAAUGGGAUCAUUAUUCUGACAUGGCUUUAUAACGAUUUGGGUGGCGGUGACCAGAACUGGGCUCUUCGAAAUCUUAUUAUCGCUGUCGCAUUUGGGUUGUUCAAUGUGGGAUCGUUGCGGGUGGCGGUAGGGGCAGGGAGUGAAGAGUUAGAAUUAAGUUACCAUGGGAAAAUGUGGACUGUCAUGAUCAGUGCGGUGAUCUUCACUACCAUGCAUGUACAGGACUUGAAAGAUCAGCUAGGGGAUAAAAGUCGAGGCCGACACACAGCGCCGCUGAUAUUGGGAGAUCACUAUGCAAGGUAUACCAUCGCAAUUCCAGUGGCUGUUUGGUCCGUGAUCAUGUCAGUUUAUUGGAACAUGCGGCAGUGGAGUCUUGUACUCAUUCUGUUAGGAUCAUAUAUCUCCUGGCGUUGUUUAAUGUUGAGAAACAAGGAGGAAGAUCGAAAGACCUGGCAAUUCUGGGCUGCGUGGACCGCUGUCCUCUAUAUACUCCCAACUAUUUUCAGUUAA